AUGCCGACCAUUCCCGAUGUGCCUAUGUACCCUCAUCGCGACGGGUGCUCCUCUCCUCUUGACGUGUCUCUGCUGUCGCCUGGCGAAACUCCAAUGGCGGCACCUCCAUUCUCCGUCCGUCUCCUCGCGUACGAAAACGAGCACAACAACGCGUCCCGACAAGGUCGCGACCAGCUCCUGGCGCUUCUGCCCGCGUCCUACCGCAAAGAAUCUGGUGACCUGGGCACUGCGGGUCUGCAUGACUGGCUCUGGAUCGCGGGUCUGCCGUUGCCGCCACGUGCCCUGCACCACCAGCUCUUGCUAGGUCGCGAGGUCUUCGUCACGGAACAGAUGGGCAUGCAUCUGGUCUGGACAGCAGGGCGCUUGUUCCUCAAGCCGAUACCGCGUUUCCUCCUGGAGCCGGGCUUCUGA
Molecule: messenger RNA, 411 nt
Organism: Beauveria bassiana ARSEF 2860
Lineage: Eukaryota; Fungi; Ascomycota; Sordariomycetes; Hypocreales; Cordycipitaceae
Exons: 3
Coding region: 1-411 (136 amino acids)
Source: RefSeq, a predicted model, not a curated record